GAAGAACAUAAUAGACCUCGCGUUCACUAUCCCCUACUCUCCUUCAAAUACUCUCCGGAUACUACAUGCAUUUCUUCUGCUCCACCAUAACAAACUAUACGAACCCACUUUUAAUUCUCUUUAUCCCGCUUAUCUGUGAUUGAUUCUAUCUUCUUCAGUCAUCAUCAUCAUCAUCAUCAAUUUUGUGAUAAGCUGUCUAGAGAGAGUGAAGUGGGAGAGAGGAAAUUGACAGCAAGAUGAGAUGCUUUCACUUUUUACAUUCAAAUUAGAAUCCGAGAGUGAAGAAACUCAUUAAUCAGAAUUUAUCAGAGAAGGUCAGAAAAAAGGUCUCCUUCGUACCAUCUUCUUUUUAACUGCCCCCAAGUUUUAUGCGUGGUUAUCAGGUAUUGUUCUAUUGCAAUCCUGGCCUUCAUUCGGACUUGACUUGAUUUCAAGCUGAUACUAGAAAAGGAGGCUCAGGAUUAUCAUGGGUGCGUUUGAUGACAAUGUUGCUAUUAUGGGAGAUUGGGUGCCUCCUCCUAGUCCAAGCCCAAGAGCUUUCUUCUCUGCUCUGUUGGGCGAUGAGUUCGGCUCACGGUCAAUUCCAGAACCCUCUAUUCAAAACAAGAGUGGGGGGAUCUUUCCAUGGUCUCAUGGGCAAAUCAUAUCACAGAAAACAGAUGACAAGGAUCAAUUGACCAAUUCAAGUUUAUCCUCGGCGCAGAAAAUGAAUUCACGUGGAGGGCUUUUGGAAAGGAUGGCUGCUAGAGCUGGCUUUAAUGCUCCAAGGUUGAAUACUGAAAGCAUUAGACCAGCUUGCUUUUCUCAGAACCAAGAUGUUCGUUCUCCUUAUAUUACGAUUCCGCCUGGUCUCAGUCCGACGACGCUUUUAGAAUCUCCAGUUUUCCUCUCCAAUUCACAGGUUCAGCCAUCUCCAACGACCGGAAAGCUUUCAUUUGCUCCAAGUGCGAGUGGAAGAAACUUCAUGUUGGGUACUGAGGCCCCUAGUAGAAGCAAAGAUGAUUUCUUUGAAGACAUCAGUACCAUUACCUCAUCAUUUGCAUUGAAACAUGUUGCAGAAACAGGCCCCCAUCUUUCACUCAGUAAUACAAGCGGUCAUUCAAGCAAAAUAACUUUGUCAAAUCUUCCUCAACAAAAUUUUCCUACAAUUGAGGUUCCUGCUCAGCCAGAAAACUCUAUUUGGUCUCAAAAUAUUGAACCUGCUGAAGUGGAAUCUCUGAAUAGAACCACACUCCGCCAUCUUCGGGAUUCCUCUAGAAAGGAUGCAGAACAUUCACCACCACCCAGUGAGCAGCAAGACGAGGAAUCAGAUCAACAAGGUGGUGGAGAUGACACCGUGGUUGGUGGUGGCCCAACCGAGGAUGGGUAUAAUUGGAGAAAAUACGGACAAAAACAAGUAAAAGGCAGUGAGUAUCCACGAAGUUAUUUCAAAUGCACGCAUACAAAUUGUCCGGUCAAAAAGAAGGUGGAGCAAGCCCGUGACGGCCAGAUCACAAAAAUCAUAUACAAGGGCACCCACAAUCAUGCCAUACCAACACCUAAUCGGAGAUUAGUCAUUGGAUCUGACUUGCAACUCGAUAUUGAUGAUCAAUCAGAAGCACAUACUGUUGCUGAUGGUAAUCCAAGAUGGACAACAGUUCAAAAUGGAACGACUGGCGGAGCCUGCGAGUGGAGGCAGCCCAACCUUGAGGUGGCAUCUUCUGUUUCAAGGGGUGCUGAAUAUUGCAAUACACCAACGAAUGGCACUCACUCUGAAUCUGGUGAAGCAGUGGAUGCUUGUUCUACUUUUUCCAAUGAUGAAGAAGAAGACGAUCGUGGGACACGUGGCAGCACGCCAUUGGACUAUGAUGGGGAGGGAGAUGAGUCCGAGUCAAAGAAAAGGAAAAUGGAAGCUUAUGCAACAGAAAUGAGUGGGGCCACUAGAGCCCUAAGGGAGCCAAGAGUUGUGGUUCAAACAACUAGUGAGGUGGAUAUUCUUGAUGAUGGGUAUCGUUGGCGAAAGUAUGGGCAGAAAGUUGUGAAAGGCAAUCCAAAUCCAAGGAGUUACUAUAAGUGCACAAGUACUGGCUGCACGGUGAGGAAGCACGUGGAGAGGGCAUCGCAUGACCUCAAAUCAGUGAUCACUACUUACGAGGGGAAGCACAACCACAAUGUUCCUGCUGCUCGUAAUGGUCACUCCAUCGCCCCUAAUAAUGGACCGGCCCAAGGUGCCACUGCUGCUGCUGGUUCUGGUUAUGUUUCUGCCCAUCUUCAUAGGCCUGAGCCGUCUCAACCUCACAACGGCAUGGCCAGAUUUGAUCGGCCCACUGGGCUGAGUUCACUGGGCCUACCUGCAAGGCAGCAGCUGGGGUUGGGACCUCACAACGGGUUCAGUUUUGGAAUGAACCAACUGGGCCUUUCCGAUUUGGCAAUGGCCGGGUUGGGCCAAGGCCAGGGUAAACUGCAUGUUACGCCAUAUUUAGGGCAACAACUUCUAGGGAGUGAAAUGGGGUUCUUGUUGCCAAAAGAAGAACCAAAGGUGGAACCUCAUUCAGAACCUCCCCUGAAUUUUCCCCGCGGGGGGUCAUCAGUUUAUCAUCAAAUUAUGAAUAGGUUACCUCUUGGACCACAGAUGUAAAAUUUCCGUUUCCGUUUUUCAUUUUCUUUCCUUCUUAAUAAAGAAAGUGAAGGUCUAAAGAUAUAAGGUUCCGUUGGGGUAUAUGUGGAUUUUCAAACGACGGGAUUGGACAUUCCUAUUCAAUGAGAAUGGAGAAGAUUUAUAUUCGACA
This is a messenger RNA of Rhododendron vialii, 2768 nucleotides long. Its product is annotated as probable WRKY transcription factor 2. Gene Ontology annotation, biological process: regulation of DNA-templated transcription. The transcript has 6 exons. Gene Ontology annotation, molecular function: sequence-specific DNA binding; DNA-binding transcription factor activity. The record is from RefSeq and is a predicted model, not a curated record. Lineage: Eukaryota; Viridiplantae; Streptophyta; Magnoliopsida; Ericales; Ericaceae. The coding region runs from base 467 to 2617 and encodes 716 amino acids.